Molecule: messenger RNA, 1065 nt
Organism: Anthostomella pinea
Lineage: Eukaryota; Fungi; Ascomycota; Sordariomycetes; Xylariales; Xylariaceae
Source: the annotation of a GenBank genome assembly
AUGAGACGCGCGGCUCUCGUCUCAGCCGCCGUCUUCUCGGCGCUUGCCAGCGCGCAAUCCACCGGCCUAGACACGUGCACCGACGUCCACAUCUUCCUCGCCCGCGGGAACAACGAGCCGUACCCAGGCCGCCAGAGCAAGAUAGUCGACGCCGUCUGCGGGGGCCUGAGCAGCUGCGACUACGAGGACAUACAAUUUACCAAUGCUCUGGAGGACAACUAUUGCACCGACGUCGACGCCGGCCGUGCUGCCGGUGUCAAGCAGAUAACCGCCUAUAACAAGCGGUGUCCCGAUGCCAAACUCGUCAUCAGCGGUUACUCGCAGGGCUCCCAUGUGGUCGGCGACAUCCUGGGCGGUGGAGGUGGCACAUUCUACAAUGGAUGCACCACCACGACGAGCUCUGGGCUCGACGUGAACUCGGCCCCGGGAAACAAGAUCGCUGCGGCCAUAAUAUUCGGUAACCCACGCCACACCGCCGAGCAAUCUUACGACGAAGUGGAAGGUUCCCCGUUCAGCGGACUGCUGCCCCGGACCGGGGACCAGCUCGCUGCUCUAAACAACUUCGCCGCCGUCUUGCAGGACUACUGCCAGUUCGACGACCCCAUAUGCGCCGUGGGCGACGGAACCCGCACCACCAAUGUCGCUGACCACCUGAACUACUUCGACAAGUACACGGACACAGCGGGCGCGUGGGUGCAGUCCAUGGUCAAUGGAACAACCACCACCACGACAUCCUCUUCCACUUCGGAGAGUAGUACAACAUCCACCAGCUCGACAUCUCUAGCGACGAGAUCGGCAUCGUCGACGAGUGCCAGCCAAGACCCCAGCGCGACAGCGACACUCUCGACCGGCUCCGCCGGUAACUUGCUGCUUCCGGAGGCCACCGCCACCUUUAGCAACACCAUGCCCACAGCUACGUCCGGCGCCGCCAGGUCGAGAGGUGGAGACGCGACGGGAGUCGUGCGAGGCUUUACGGGCCUCGUCACGUUGGUGACAUUGGGCUUUUUAGGCUUUCAUGGCGGUAUAGGCAUGUUAUCGCGGUCGCAUAAUGAACGUAAUAUGUAA